Messenger RNA from Mollisia scopiformis, 1014 nucleotides. RefSeq names its product alpha/beta-hydrolase. The annotation marks the transcript as partial. The record is from RefSeq and is a predicted model, not a curated record. The transcript has a single exon. Lineage: Eukaryota; Fungi; Ascomycota; Leotiomycetes; Helotiales; Mollisiaceae. Gene Ontology annotation, biological process: lipid metabolic process.
UUUAAGAAUUCUCGAUUACAACCACAACUGCCCUCAUUCCGCACUUCUCUCCCAACAUGGUCUAUGAUCUGCCGUGCAGCGAAAGCAUCACAAGAUUGCUACGAUUCACAAUCACUGACAAGACGAGGGACGUACACUCCAGCAAACUCCUCCAAAGACAUCAAAGCAAUGAUCAUAGACGACCAACUCAUCGACGACUCUCGACUCGUCAUCAUCUCCACACGCGGUACCGAGUGCAAGUGUCUCGCUGAUUGGGCCGUCAACAAGGAUGCGAAGCCUGCGAAACCCGUCGGAUUUCUGGACGACGAGGAGAAUGCAUGCCAUGCCGGAUUCCUUCAGGUUGCCCAAGCGAUGAUAAGUCAAGUCGCAACACAAUUACAACAGCAGUAUUCAGCGUCCUCGGAAAGGCCUUCCCUUUUAUUCACUGGCCACUCGGCAGGUGGAGCAGUAGCUGCAAUGUUGUAUAGCCACAUGCUAUCGGUCUCCGUCUGCUCAGAAUUGACGACACUCGCCAACCAGUUCUCCACCAUCAACUGCAUAACCUUCGGCGCUCCCCCUCUCUCCCUGAGCCCACUUCUGAAACGAGAUCACGGAUCCGGUAUUUUCCUCGCCUUUGCAAACGAAGGCGACCCCAUUCUUCGACUCAGUGACGCCGCAUAUGUAAAAUCCCUCGCGAAACUCAUGACCACAUCGCCUCCUUCAUCUGGUCCGGCCCCGAAAGUCAAAGUCGUUCGCCGGUCCCGGGGUACUUCAGUCAUCCGGGAGAUUGCCCCGCCGCCUCCUCCGUGGGAGGAACUUCCGCUGUGGCCUACGCCGCCGGUUCUGCUGACGAAUGCUGGUGAUGUGAUUUUGCUCCGUGACAAGGAGAAUGGGAGGCCGACAGCAUCACGGGUAACGAGUGAAGAGUUGAGUGAUGUAAUUUUUGGCGAUUUCGCACAGCAUACUAUGCAGAUGUAUAUACGGCGGGUCAAGGAGGUCGCUUUUGCUGCGAUGAUGGGAAGAAAUUUGGACUAG